Molecule: messenger RNA, 621 nt
Organism: Engraulis encrasicolus (European anchovy)
Lineage: Eukaryota; Metazoa; Chordata; Actinopteri; Clupeiformes; Engraulidae
Product: gastrula zinc finger protein XlCGF49.1-like
Exons: 3
Biological process (GO): regulation of transcription by RNA polymerase II
Molecular function (GO): DNA-binding transcription factor activity, RNA polymerase II-specific; RNA polymerase II cis-regulatory region sequence-specific DNA binding
Source: RefSeq, a predicted model, not a curated record
AUGCUACUUAUAUCCUCCUGCACAUCACAGGCCUGGUGUUCACACAGGGGAGAAACAUUUUCAUGCACAGACUGUGGAAAGAGUUUCUUGCGGUCUUCUCACCUCAACACACAUCGCCUUAUUCACACUAGUGAGAGGCCGUACUCUUGCAGUCAGUGUGACAAGAGCUUUAAGUCAAAAGCAGAGCUCCAAAGCCACCAGCGUGUUCACACAGGGGAGAAACCAUUUUCGUGCACUGACUGUGGAAAGAGUUUCUCACAGUCUUCUAGCCUCCGUCGGCAUCGCCGCACUCACACUGGAGAGAAACCUUAUGCUUGCAGUCAGUGUGACCAGAGUUUCUCACAGUCUACUCACCUUAAGACACACUUGUUGUCACACUUGAGAGAGUAAAUCAGUUGCUGUUGCACUUCAGAGAAGCCGUACGCUUGCAGCCAAUGUGACAAGAGCUUUAAGACUAAGAAUCUCCUCAUAUUUCACCAACACGUUCACACAGUAGAGAAACCCUUCUCAUGUGCGGACUGUGGAGAAAGCUUUAGGAGGAAAGCAGACCUUAAUAUCCACCAGAGGCUUCACACAGGAGACAAACACGGGGGCUGUGUCAAUGAACAAUCAGUACUGUGA